AUGUCUGCCAUUGACUGGAACCUGAAUUUCGGAGGGAUUUCUGUCAUCUCCCAGUUGAUCAUUCUGGGCUACCGGAAAACUCUGGAACUGUCGCAUCUCUAUAUCCUGGAAGAGAAGCAUCUCUCGGCUAGUAUUGUACCUUCCUUUCUGCGCAACAUCUGCAAAUACCUCCAUGUGGACAUUGCUAACGAUUUGGAUACGCCUCACACCUCCAAACCCCAAUUCGCUCUCUCCUGGCCAGCUCAAGAGACCAGUUUUACAGGCUCUGAUGAGCAAAAACCGGCCACUGGUAACAGACUGGCCGAGAGUGAUGCCGCCGCUAACCUGAAUGACGGUUCAACCGACGCCCGAAUAUCCCUUUCUUUGGGACGACGGAGUACCUUCGCGGAGGUUAAUCCGUUCAGUAGAACCCAGGUUGUGGGUGCGGAUGGCCAAGAGAGUCGGCCCACCUCUAUCCUGCCCAACAUCAGAAUCCGCUUCUCCGGGCGCCCCUCAAAGUUCAAACAGCCACCGUCAAAAAAGAGCUCCGCUUCUGGUGAUCUGGAAGUCGGACUCUUUGGACAGGACAGGGGUGGCACUCCACCAACGGAUAUGAUGAGUGAUCACUUGUGUCACUCGUCGCCUCGUUCUCUUCCCUUUGUUUCACGUCCUUAA
This is a messenger RNA of Echinococcus granulosus, 654 nucleotides long. RefSeq lists its product as hypothetical. The transcript has 5 exons. The coding region runs from base 1 to 654 and encodes 217 amino acids. NCBI's taxonomy places the organism in Eukaryota, Metazoa, Platyhelminthes, Cestoda, Cyclophyllidea, Taeniidae. The record is from RefSeq and is a predicted model, not a curated record.